GCCCCUCUACUUACUACUUACUUACUUACUCCUCCGUACUGUAUGUAUGUAUGGCUUUCUCUCUCUCACUCUUUCUCCGUUGCUGGGAAUUUUCCCCUCACGACCACCAAUCCUUCAUAUACAGACAUCAACCACAGCAACUACCGAAUACCAGCAUUAUUCCCUUCCAACCAACACAACCAGAGGGAGGAAAACCGGCGCAAAUAGAUUAAUGCCCACACUUGCAUGCGACCCGGGCUCGGAUGGCGUGCCAGAAGCUCCAUCGCCAGGGUCCUCCCAUGCCCAGGAAUCGACUCCGAAAGUCUCUCGGCUGACCCCGGUUACAGAGCAGAAAAAACAUGGCUGAAACGACGCCAGCUACCUACUCAAAUCGGAUCGAGAAGGGCGGAGAUUAGCACCUGAGCUUACUGCAGAAGUCUAUCCUUAGGAAUCUGUUGCCGACAGCCUUUGCCCCGGUUCCGUUGAUUGACUGGUGGGUUGG
This is a messenger RNA of Aspergillus sclerotioniger CBS 115572, 481 nucleotides long. RefSeq lists its product as uncharacterized. Bases 47 to 346 code for a protein of 99 amino acids. The transcript has a single exon. The record is from RefSeq and is a predicted model, not a curated record. NCBI's taxonomy places the organism in Eukaryota, Fungi, Ascomycota, Eurotiomycetes, Eurotiales, Aspergillaceae.